This is a messenger RNA of Chara braunii, 2795 nucleotides long. The record is from the annotation of a GenBank genome assembly. Lineage: Eukaryota; Viridiplantae; Streptophyta; Charophyceae; Charales; Characeae.
GCGCUCCUUCUGCACGGCAGCGGCCGGAGGAUUUGCGUGAGGAAGGUGCGGACGUAAAGAGUGACGACAGGCAGAUGUGGGCAGAGUGCAGGCAGGCCUUGCAUCAACGUGGAACGGAGACAAUCACAAGAGGGGUGCAACGGCUCCACGAGGACGAAGGGGACGAAGCUGCUGUUGAGGAGGCCCAGGGGUGUGACGACGGUGACGGUGACGACGAUUGCAACUCCGACGAUUUGCCGGACAUUAGGCCGUUGGGGAGGAGGGCGACGAAGGGCGGAGCGACUGCGAGGAAGGGUCCCGCUGCAAAAAGUCGACGGAGCAAGAAAAUGGAUGACGACCGGGGCCGGAGCGAUGGCGAGGGCGGCCGGAAUUUCUGGUCGGUGGGAGACACGAUCGCACUCGUGAGGGCAAGAAGGGACCAAGAUCUGUAUUUCGCGGGCAUGGGCACUAGUUUCGCCCGCAUGAAAACGAGGGAGUGGAAGUGGGAGGACGUGCGGGCGAGGUUGCAGUCGAUGGGUGUGACGAGGGAUGUCGUCGAUUGCGGGAAGAAAUGGGACAACUUGAUGCAGCAAUUCAAGAAGGUCCACAAGUUUCAAAACCUCUCCGGUGGGAAAGACUACUUCAAGCUUGCAUCGAAGGACAGGCGGUCGGAGGGCUUCAGCUUCGUCAUGGACCGGAGCGUGUACGACGAAAUGGAGGCCAUGACGAAGGGGGAUCACACGAUCCACCCGAAAAAUUUGGCGGACACGGGGGCGACCGGUGGGGUUCAGAUGCCGGCAGGCGCGGGGGCUGCAGGGGACACCAUGGCCACUGAGGCGCAAAGCCACUACGAAGUCGCUCGUUUCUUCGCUGUCGUCGUCGGCUUGGUUUGUCUUCGGCGUCGUCGUUUCUUCGCUGUGGAUCUUUUCGAUCUCCUUCUCGCCGUGGAACCUUCUCGCCGCGGAUCCGUAUCGCUCCUUGAGUGGUCCGGCGUCCAUCAGUCGCCAAGAUCUUCUUCUCGUCGCGGAGCGGUGCACGUUGGCUUCGUCUCCUUCACGUGCGGGACUUCAUCAGUGUCCUCGUCGAUCGUCGCUCUCGCCCUUCGUCGUUCUCCUUCUCGCCGCGGAUACGUUUCGCCCCUUCGGAGGUCCGCCGUCGCUUCGCAAAGAUCUUCAUCUCGCCGCGGAGAAGUGUUCGCAGGGUUCAUCUCCUUCUCGCGUUCGCGUCGACGUGGACGUGGUGUGCAUGGCAAGGGCGAGGACGAAUUGCUCCCCAAGGCGGCAAAGGCGCUUGUUCGUCGUCGACGCGAACAAAGGCGUGGCCACAAACGGUCAUUGACGGAGGCGGGAAACAUGUCUAUGCGCAGCGGCGCCCGUGGGAAGAAGCGGGAAAACAUCCCCGCGAACAGUCAGGGGAGGGAAAGGGGUCGGCGACAUGUCCCAAAGGCGAAGAGGCUCCGUUCAGAAGAAGCAUCAGCUAGCCUGCCUCAUCGGCGAGGGCGAAGUUGGACGGCAGCCAACGAGGAGGAAGAUGACGACGUGUUCACGACAGAGGAGGAAGCAGUAGAGGAGAACGUGGCGGCGCCUCCGGGAAGCACUCUUCAACGGUCGUGUGAUCAGAGCGGUGCGAGAAGAUUGGCGACACCCCCUCCGGAGGCACAACAAGUGCGUGCGCACAACACCCAGAAGGCGAAGGAGGUAGUCGUCGAUGUCGGCGCCGCGGUGUCUUCGAGCAAUGUUGGUGUUGUGGCGAGGGCGAGAGAAGAGGUCCCAGUUGUGGAGCGGGAGGCGGCGCGCGUCGACAACAAGGGGGAAAGGGAGGAUGAAGACCCCCUUCUAAGCCGGGUUCGGAGGGGAGGAAUGGCAAGAGAUCUGGCCGACCGUGCCCGCCUGUGGGUCGAUGACAAAGCGUUCUGGACGACGAGGGAGCGGCGAAGGCUGAGCGUCGUCAUGCCGAAAUCGUCGACGACCCUCACAAGGAUUGCGGAUCCCCCACAACUGCACGAGGCGAUCGCCCACGCGACGGCAGCGGAGAAUAUCGCUCUGCACGUCUUGCAUGGAUGGGUCUUCAAGUCCGGGAACCGCCCCCGAGGAUUCAAUGUCGCUUUCCAGUACGCGUUGGAGUUGGUGGCGACGGACAUUGUGCGCGUCAUGUGGAACGGCGAGGAGUGGAGUAACGUCGUUAGCGCGCCCGUUUGCGCGCACACAAUCGACCUGAACAUGGACUUGCCAUUGUGGUUUGCGGGCACGAACAUCGAAGGCAGGCCGGAGGACGACGACAUGGCGGCUCACCAGGAGUCUACCGUCAUAUGCAUCGCGCAUGCGUUUCGCGCCACGGUGCAAAUGGGUGGCAUCGUCGACGGCGAUUUCAUCUCGCACGAGCGUCUGUGUAGAAUUGCGGAUUGCUUCAGAUUGUUGUUGGCUGCUUGCAUGUGGUUGAUGCGCAUGGCGGGAGACGCUGCGCGCAGCCACUACGAAGCCUUUUACUUCGCAAAGCUGGUCGCGAAGCCCACGCUCGUCGCGUCCAUGCAUCGCGCUUUCGAUCAUCGGCAGUCCAUCAUCCGAGCCACGAACGCCGUCACGGAGAGACUGGGGAAGGCGAACGCAACACUCGGAGAGUACCCGAAGUACAUCCCCGACUGGGCUUCCUGCGGCAUCGUCUUUGGGCAAGAUGCGAGCAUAACGGGGCCAGAGGACGCGAAAAGGAGGGAUUGGUUGGGUUUCAGCCCCUUGGAAGACGAGGACGACGACGAUGGAAAAGAGGACGCGUAGGGGGGGCGGUCGGGAGGGAGAGGGUGUCGCCGGUGCUUACACGUG